This is a messenger RNA of Myotis myotis, 1813 nucleotides long. RefSeq names its product NSE3 homolog, SMC5-SMC6 complex component (gene NSMCE3). Bases 225 to 1370 code for a protein of 381 amino acids. Gene Ontology annotation, cellular component: nucleus. The transcript has 2 exons. Gene Ontology annotation, biological process: negative regulation of transcription by RNA polymerase II. Lineage: Eukaryota; Metazoa; Chordata; Mammalia; Chiroptera; Vespertilionidae. The record is from RefSeq and is a predicted model, not a curated record.
CCUCUUGCUUCAGGGGCCAAGGCUCAACCACGGGCUUGACAUUGACUUUCCGUGUCACUGUCCGGGCAGGAACUUGGCCGCCACGUGCUGAGCGUUCGGCUCCUGGGCUCCGCUUGCAGGGUUUGGAAGGGCGACCCUUUCCGCCAGCUUCACCAGUCACCGGUGCAGAGGCCUGCGCGCCUGCGCGGCUGCGGACUGACGCACUGCGUCGCCUUCCUGACGCAAUGCGCGCAGCCUCCACCGACGCACCGCGCAGUGUCUGUGACGCAAUACGCACGCCCCCUGGCCCCGCCCAGAUGCCCGGCGCGCCGACUUACCCACAAUUCCCACUGCGCGCGCCGCUCUCCGGUCGCCGCGCCUCGUGCAGCGACGCUGAAGUUCCCGCCUGCCGGGGCCGGGCUCCCGCCGCCGGGGACAUGCUGCCGAAGCCGCGGAGCCGGGGCCGCCCCAGCUCCCAGGCCGACAGGGACGGGGGUCGCGGUGGGGACGGCCGGGCCGCGAGAAGUGCUGCCGCCGAGGAGGCCCCGAGCACCUCCCGCGGGGCGGGCGGCUCGCAGGACCCCCGCCGCUCCUCGUCGCAGGGCGGCCGCCGGGCCGACGCGCCCCUGGUCGUGGGGCCCAGGUCCCAGAAGCAGCUGGAGCUGAAGGUGGCCGAGCUGGUGCAGUUCCUGCUGAUUAAGGACCAGAGGAAGAUCCCCAUCAAGCGGGCCGACAUCGUGAAGCACGUCCUGGGCGACUACAGGGACAUGUUCCCCGACCUCCUGCACCGCGCCGCCGAGCGCCUGCAGUACGUGUUCGGGUACCGGCUGGUGGAGCUGGAGCCCAAGAGCAACACCUACAUCCUCAUCAACAGCCUGGAGCCCGUGGAGGAGGACGCCGAGCUGCGGGGCGACCAGGGCACGCCCACCACCGGCCUGCUGAUGAUCGUCCUGGGGCUCAUCUUCAUGAAGGGCAACGCCGUCAAGGAGACGGAGGUCUGGGACUUCCUGCGCCGCCUGGGGGUGUACCCCACCAAGAAGCACCUGAUCUUCGGCGACCCCAAGAAGCUCCUCACCGAGGACUUCGUGCGGCAGCGGUACCUGGAGUACCGGCGGAUCCCGCACACGGACCCCGUGGACUAUGAGUUGCAGUGGGGCCCGCGAACCCACCUGGAAACCAGCAAGAUGAAAGUGCUGAAGUUUGUGGCCAAAGUCCAUAACCAGGACCCCAAGGACUGGCCGGCCCAGUACUGCGAGGCCCUGGCGGAGGAGGAGGACAGGGCCCGACCUCAGACCAGCACCCGACCUCCGACCAGCGCCCCAUCUCAGACCAGCACCCGACCUCCGACCAGCGCCCCAUCUCAGACCAGCGCCCCAGCCCCCUCCUCUUGAAGCCAUAGGUUCCGGGGGACUCCUGGGGGCGAGGUUCGAAGGCGCAGGCCUGAGAGGGGUGUCAGUGGGGGCAGGGGGCAUAUUUCUGUAAAGCUGAAAUGUGUGUAGCUUUAGGAUGUGUUUGCAAACUUUUGUUCUUUUACUAUUUUAAAGUAUUUGGUUCCAAGUUUUCAUUUAUAAAAAUAUGAGUAGAGAAUUUAUUUUGUUUUAGUAUCUGUAUUUUGUGUGUGUGUGUGUGUGUGUGUGUGUGUGUGUGUAUGUGUAUAAACUUGGCUAGCUUUAUAAUACUAAUUGGAAAACUUUGUACUGUAAUUUGGAACAAAGAACACAUCAGUAAUUUGCUUUGGUGCCAAGUCAGUGUAAGUGGCUGUUAUAUGGCCUCCUAACUGCCCCAGUUUGUAAGGAAAAAUAAAAGCCUUUAUAAAUAAAAAUAUAAUUGCGUA